GGGAAGUUCAGGAAGGAUAUUUUUUUAAACCAUUGCAACGAAGAAACGAUACUGUGCUGCGGCAGAUGCAAACAUGUAGACCCAGCGCUUGUGAAUCGUCUAGAACUCAGCUGAUCUGUAAACCUUCUCCACCUCUGGUCCUCCUCUCCAAAGACAGAAUGUAUCGAGCUGUUCAACUGGUGAUUGUACUGUUUGUCCCCACUAAAAUCACACGGGGAGUUGAUACUGAGAUUGCUUCGGCCGACGGGGACUCGGUGAUGUUUCCCGGGGUGGGUGCCGAUCGACGCAGGGGUGUGGCGGUGUUCCAGUGGAAGAAGGCCGGCGGGACGGCCGGGAAGGGAAGCGCGAUGAAGCCCGUGCUGCAGUUGCACUCGGGAUCCCGGGAACCAGCUGUGAUCCGGAGUUACGCGGGACGCCUCACUUUCUUCCCACACAACGGGUCGAUGGCAUUCCAUAAUCUCACCCAACAAGAUGCUGGACUCUACCAACUCUACAUCAAUCUGCAGAAGGAUGCCAUCCAAUCUGUCAGGCUGACAGUCAUGGACAGGCUGAGCGAGGUGUCAAUGUGGAGUAACUCCAGCUCUCUGGGUUCUGCCGUCCAGCUCAGCUGCGCUGUGGUUGGGAAUCCUCACGAGUACCAGUGGCGGAAAGAUGGAGGGGACAUAUCCCGACAUCAUCAACUCAUGAACGGGAACAUGAACCUCAUCAUCCCGAGGGCUUCCAGCAUCGACUGUGGGACUUACACCUGCAUCGCGAGCAACCCCGUCAGCUCCGCCCAGAAAAACCUCACCCUGACGAUCUACGGUGUUCCCGCAGAGCAGAUUGUGGUCAUGAUGGUUUGGGCAUCGGGACUGUUGUAUUCUGGUUUGUCUCUUAUUGGCUCGACAUUUCUGUGUGCCUAUAAGUGUGCGCCGAUAACAGAAUCUCGGAAGAUAUUAUUUCACCUCCUGACAUGGCUUUCCAGUUGGAAUACACCAUCUCUUGUCAUCAUCCACAUUGCCCUCCUUCCCUGGAUCGUUAUUAAAGGUACAUUCACUGUAAUAACAGGAUCUUUGUACAUUGUAUCUGCCCUGUUCUUGACCAUGAUCGCACUGAUGACCAUUCCGAAGUUGCAGCAUCCCAGUGUUUUAAACGUUGUCGAGUUGACAGGUUUCAAGAUUUUACUGGAAUUUAGUCAAACCAUUGUGAUCCCAACUUCAAUCAUUGAGUUGAAGGAAACAUUUGGACAGAUGAAUCAAGGUUGCCACAGCCGCUAUCUAAGCUGGGGUACAUUCCUGGCAGUAACCGCUGUAGGAGCGAUGGUCUUCUCACUCUACAUUGUGGCACGACAUCGUAAGUAUCCAUCCCAUCAAAGCAUUCAGUGGUUCAAGAGGCAAGAACGUUUUAUUGCCAUAUAUCCCUAG
Messenger RNA from Amblyraja radiata (thorny skate), 1403 nucleotides. RefSeq lists its product as uncharacterized. The record is from RefSeq and is a predicted model, not a curated record. Bases 66 to 1403 code for a protein of 445 amino acids. The transcript has 9 exons. NCBI's taxonomy places the organism in Eukaryota, Metazoa, Chordata, Chondrichthyes, Rajiformes, Rajidae.